Molecule: messenger RNA, 1809 nt
Organism: Anthonomus grandis grandis
Lineage: Eukaryota; Metazoa; Arthropoda; Insecta; Coleoptera; Curculionidae
Gene: Trm1
Product: probable tRNA (guanine(26)-N(2))-dimethyltransferase
Exons: 8
Coding region: 126-1754 (542 amino acids)
Biological process (GO): tRNA N2-guanine methylation
Cellular component (GO): nucleus
Molecular function (GO): RNA binding
Source: RefSeq, a predicted model, not a curated record
GUUAAGCUCCUUAACCUCAAAUGUCACGUCAAUCAGCUGAUUUGACUUGUUGUCAUAACCUCACUUUUUUGCAUGUUUUGAAAACGCAUAAAACAAUAAAAUGUUGAUAUUUUAAAAGUGUUCAGAUGAUCCAAAACGUCCUGAAAACACCAUUUAAAUACCCUAAGCCGCCCCAUUCCGUUAGGUCCUUAAGUUUGUUUUUACCUCACUAUUUUUUCAAAGAAGAUAUGGAAGGGAGCAGUAAACCAGUGCAAGAAAUCACUGAGGGACAAGCGAAAGUCCAAACUAGCGGCAGCGUGUUUUACAAUCCCGUUCAGGAGUUCAACAGGGACCUCAGUCUCAGUGUCAUAUCAACUUAUGCCAAAAACUUACUGAAAAAUAAUGAGGACUUUGAGUCGGCUGGUACUCCUUAUGCUAACGGAAUAACCAUUUUAGAAGCCUUAUCGGCAACGGGCUUGAGAAGUAUCAGAUACGCUAAAGAAAUACCGGGAGUUAAACAUAUUGUGGCCAAUGAUAUUUCGGCAAAGGCUGUAGAAGAUAUUCGGAACAAUAUCGCCUUGAAUAAUGUUCAAAAUGUUGUUAGGGCAAACUUAGGUGACGCAAACAUGUUAAUGUACCAGCACAAAAAAGACCAUCAAUUCGAUGUGGUUGACUUGGACCCUUACGGGUGCCCCUCAAUCUUUUUAGACUCGGCAGUUCAAUCAGUUAAAAAUGGGGGGCUACUGCUAGUAACCGCCACGGAUAUGGCCGUUUUGGCAGGCAACUGCCCUGAGACUUGUUAUUCCAAAUAUGGGGCUAUAUCGUUAAGAAUGAAAUGCUGUCACGAGAUGGCACUUAGAAUACUACUGCAAUGCAUCGAGGCACACGCCAACAGAUAUGGCAGAUACAUUGAGCCAGUUCUGUCUCUGUCAGCUGAUUUUUAUAUAAGGGUUUUUGUUAGGGUUUACAGUGGGGCACAAAAAUGUAAAUUCACCAUAAGUAAAUUAUCACAUGUCUAUCACUGUACAGGGUGUGACAGUUUCGUUUUACAGCCCCUAGGGAUCACUAAGCAAAACGAGAAGAAUAACCAACUAGUGAAGUUUUGUUUACCGGCAGGGCCCCCCGUGGGGAGUAAAUGUGAACAUUGCGGUGGAUCUUACCAUAUCGGGGGUCCCAUAUGGUCAGCCCCCCUGCACCAGCCCGAAUUUGUUAAAGAGGUCCUUAAUUCGGUUUCUCCCGCCCUAAACACUUUUAAAAGAAUCCAGGGAGUGUUGAGUAUGAUUCUCGAGGAACUUAGCGAUGUGCCCUUGUAUUAUACUCUGGAGAGGUUAGCCGGAACUAUUAGGGUGGAGACGCCAUCUAUGAUGGCCGUUAGAUCUGCCCUGGUAAAUGCAGGCUACCGAGUAUCCCAAACGCACACGCACAAAACCUCAAUAAAAACCGACGCGCCCCCCAAAGUCGUCUGGGACAUAAUGAGGUGCUGGGAGAAGCUGCACCCCGCCUCAAAGAAACGCCUUCAAGACAACAAAGUGGCCGCCACCAUAUUGGACCAAAGCCCCGACAGGCAGCACACCUUCGAUAUCAACCCGAACGCUUAUUCAGCGGCUAAAGAAAUGGGCCUGCUGAGGUUCCAGGCGAAUCCGUUACCUUUUUGGGGCCCUGGGUCCAGAGCGCAAGCCAUGUUAGGACAAAACACGAUGCUUAAAAGCCACAAAAAUCAAGGAAAAAGAAAAAGACCUGACGAGGAGCCGCAGGAAGAAACCAAACAUGAUUGAAUAAAUUGUAUAAUUUCUUAAAAGUUAUGUUAUAAAAUUAAAUAAAUCUUAAGUA